This is a messenger RNA of Rhododendron vialii, 825 nucleotides long. RefSeq names its product small ribosomal subunit protein eS19x-like. The transcript has 4 exons. The record is from RefSeq and is a predicted model, not a curated record. Gene Ontology annotation, molecular function: structural constituent of ribosome; RNA binding. Gene Ontology annotation, biological process: translation; ribosomal small subunit assembly. Gene Ontology annotation, cellular component: cytosolic small ribosomal subunit; ribosome. Bases 145 to 603 code for a protein of 152 amino acids. NCBI's taxonomy places the organism in Eukaryota, Viridiplantae, Streptophyta, Magnoliopsida, Ericales, Ericaceae.
AAGCCCUAAUUAUGGCCCUAGGCCACACAAACUACGCUACUAUAAACCCUAGCCGUGACCUUGGUCAUUUCUCUUGCUUGCACACACAAACCCUUGCUGCAUCUCAGGGAGAUCUGCGCGCCCCAGCAGCAGCAGCAGCAGAAAAUGGAGACAGCGAGGACUGGUGUGAAAGAAGUCUCGAGGACUGUGAAAGAUGUCUCUCCCCACGAGUUCGUCAAGGCCUACUCCGCUCACCUCAAACGCUCCGGCAAGAUGGAGCUUCCUCAAUGGACUGACAUUGUGAAAACCGGUACAUUCAAGGAGCUUGCCCCAUAUGACCCUGAUUGGUACUACAUCAGAGCUGCUUCUAUGGCUAGGAAAAUUUAUCUGAGGGGUGGUCUUGGUGUUGGUGCUUUCCGGAGGAUCUAUGGUGGGAGCAAGAGGAACGGGAGUCGCCCACCCCACUUCUGCAAGAGCAGUGGUUCAGUUGCCCGACACAUCCUUCAGCAAUUGCAGAACAUGAACAUCGUUGACUUCGACCCCAAGGGUGGAAGGAGAAUCACAUCAAGUGGGCAGCGUGAUCUUGAUCAAGUUGCUGGGAGGAUUGUGGUUGCUGCUCCUUGAGAGAUGGGGGAUUCAGGAAUCUAUGCAUACACUUUGAUUGCUUUGGAGUUAGAACCCUCUUAGACAUUUUGAUUGGGAGUAGAUUUAGCGUAUUGUCAAUCAAUUUUGCACUUGGUUGCAUAAUUUCACCAUAAUGGACGUGUUUUUUUCUUUAAAAUCUAAAAAUUCGUGAACUUUGGUUUUAGUGUUAUUAAGUUCCUGAAACCGUUUUGUUGUGGAUUA